Trichosurus vulpecula (common brushtail) is the source of this 1086-nucleotide messenger RNA. Its product is annotated as probable E3 ubiquitin-protein ligase TRIML1. Gene Ontology annotation, molecular function: zinc ion binding. Bases 1 to 1086 code for a protein of 361 amino acids. Lineage: Eukaryota; Metazoa; Chordata; Mammalia; Diprotodontia; Phalangeridae. The record is from RefSeq and is a predicted model, not a curated record. The transcript has a single exon.
AUGGAUGUCAAAGAUUUAGUUGAAAAGCUCCAGAACUGUCUCACUUGCUCCAUCUGCCUGGGCUACUUCACAGACCCAGUGACUGUCAAGUGUGGCCAUACCUUUUGCACAAGGUGUCUUAUCCAGUGCAGUGAGGAAGCCCAGGAGACAUUUACCUGCCCAGAGUGCAGAGGAGUCAUCAAAUACAGCCGUGAUAUGGUGACCAACAAGAGCCUGCAGACUCUGUCCAUCACUGCCAAAAUGAUCAGACAUCAUCUACUACAGACCAUCAUGGGCCUGACCACCUGUGAUCAACAUGGAGAGAAAGAGAAGUUCUUCUGUGAGGAAGACCACAGAACCCUCUGUGAUUCCUGCUCAUUGGCCCCAGAGCACCAGGAUCACCAAGUCCUUCCCUUGGAAGAGGCUAUUGCUGAGUGCAAGGAGAAGCUCUGGGAGACUCGAGAUAUCUUACAGGGAAAAGAGGAGAGUUUUAAAUUGGCAUUGGACAGUGUGAUAGUGAGAGAGGCAAGAUGUAAGGAGGACGCACUCACUUUUCGACGGUUAAUUGAGUCUGAAUAUAAGAAAAUGCACCAAUUCUUAUGGGAUGAAGAAAUUCUACAAAUGCAAAAACUGUACCAUCAAUGUAGAGACAACCUGGUGAAAUUUGAGGAGAACAAGGCCAAUCUGUCGCGACAAAUCCAAAAUCUGCGACAAACGAUAAUAGAAGUAGAGGAGAAUUUGAACAAGGCACCCUCAGAAAUGAUCCAGGAUACAAAAGGCACCUUGGAAAGAAAUGAGAACCUGCUUCUUCAAGAACCAGAGGUUGCUUCCUUUGACUGGACCACCUUUCCCAUCACUGGCUUGAGAGAAGUUCUCAUGUGCUUCCACAAGGAUAUAACUCUGGAUCCUGAAACAGCCAAUCCUCAUCUCAUCCUGUCUGAAGAUUUGAAGAGUGUCAAGUAUGGAAGUGUCCCUCAGGACCUGCCUGACAACAAAGAAAGAUUUGUCUAUUCUCCUACUGUAUUGGGGGCCCAGACCUUCACCUCAGGCAAACACUACUGGGAAGUGGAGAUGAGAGAUAAGACAGAGUGGGAAAUAGGAGUCUGA